UUUAUCAGUCAAAUAAUUCAGAGUGGAGUAUGUAGUCCGUAUUUGUGUCAAAGGUUUUUUUCACCAAUUAUCCUCAGAGAUUUUGUCUCUGCUUUUCUUCCCUUACAGUAUAUGCUCCGAGAAUAGUGAAAUGUGAUUUCUAUCACACGUAAACGUUAUCUUUCGUUGCUUUUUUUAUUUAAUCCUCCCAUUUCUUCUUACCCUCGUCAGCAACCUAACCAUGUAGGCAGACACAGAUAAGUCGCAGACGUUUGAGCAAAAGUGCGUUCAACAGAGGAUGAAGGCUGCCUCCAUCUUCAUUGGCGUAUCUUUUUACUCAGUCAGCAGAUCAAACCCUCCUCCCUAAAAUGACCAACUACACUAGCACUUUAAAGUUCGACGAAUUAGAUGCUGAUAUUUUACUACUCAUCUUUGAUUUCUGCUCCUUGAAUGAUGUGGUGGCUCUGAAACGCGUUUGCCAUUACCUCAACUGUGUUAUCAACGACUCAUACCUGGUUUUUCGUAAAAGUAAACGUGUUUUAGUCAGCAACCAAUCUACAAAAACAGUACUUAACAGGAGUUAUGCCGUUUUAAAUCCUGCUGAAAAAUGUAGAAUAUCCAAAAAUUGGAUUAAUGGAAGUUACAAAGAAACAGUUUAUCGGUUCAAAAACAAAUACAUGCCAUGGUUGGUGCUACAUAGGGACGUACUCUGGCUCAGUCAAAAAAAUACUAUCACUGCUUAUCCUCGAACAAAAAGUGGCAUCGAUUUCAAAAAUCCCACCGUUUCGCUUUCAAUUGAAGCAACAUCUGGCGCAGAUGUGUCAAGAUUUGAUCUCAACUCUUCUAUCUUGAUUUGUGGCGACAGAGAUGAUGGCAUUUGGGGCUUUGAUCCAUCAAACGGAAAGCGUCUGUUUAGCAAAAGACAUGCUCAUAUGUCUGAUGUCAGCGCAGUUGCUCUCUGCGGCAAUUUGAUUGUCUCAUCCUCCAAAGACGGUGUUGCUAAACUUUGGAAGAUCAGUGAUGAUAGAACUAACUGUACUGAGAUUUCCAAGAAAUUCAUGUUCAGCAGAAUUUGGUGCACCGCUGUGAAUCCAAUGAAUAACUUAGUCUGUUGUGGGGUUGCCCGUUCUCCAUCAAAUCCGUUGUCCAUCAGUAUUUUUGAUUUCAACACGAAAAAGGAACAUACAAUCUAUGCUGAUAAAGGAGAUUAUCAAGGAGUAGUCUUAGAUGUUGUGUGGGAAACUCCUUCAACAGUGCUUACUUGUGGAAGCAGUUCAUGCGUGAAACUUUACGAUUUGAGGUGCAAUAAAGUAGUACUUACCUGGAGCGACCCAUUUGACACUGCAGGCUAUUGUUUAGCGACUGACAACUCAUAUUCCGUUCUUUGUGGUGUUGCCAUGCACAAUAGAAUCCAAUUGUACGAUAAACGCACUUGUAGUAGUGUCCAGAGUUUUUACUGCAACCAAAAAAUGUCCAGCCCUGUGUAUAGCACAAAUUUCGAUGCCACCCAUUUGUUUUCCAUUCUCGACUCCUCACUUAGCAUCAUGGACUUCAAAGGCUAUAACAAUGUCAGCAAAAAUUACAGCCAAUUUUACAACUGGAUUCAGGUCAAAAAUGGAACUUAAAAUGUCUGUUUUCCGCUCUGUUACCAAUUUAAAUGAAUUCUUCAUCAAAUGCUUUCCCAUCAGAUUUUGUUGUUAUCAGUUAUCCAAUAAUCAACAGUUUGUGAUACUUUAGUUAUAAAUGUUAAGUUUUUUCCAGCUGCCGGGCAGAAACAAUUUUUAAGUGAUUAAUUUAUACAUUAGUUUUUGUGUUUGUCAUUUUCUCUAAGCACAUACCUGCUCAUUGGAAUCAUAUUAAAGUACCCCUCAAGACUGUCCA
Bemisia tabaci is the source of this 1860-nucleotide messenger RNA. RefSeq names its product F-box/WD repeat-containing protein 4. Lineage: Eukaryota; Metazoa; Arthropoda; Insecta; Hemiptera; Aleyrodidae. Gene Ontology annotation, cellular component: SCF ubiquitin ligase complex. The record is from RefSeq and is a predicted model, not a curated record. Gene Ontology annotation, biological process: SCF-dependent proteasomal ubiquitin-dependent protein catabolic process. Gene Ontology annotation, molecular function: protein binding.